CAUGAAAAGAGUAAGCGUAGUUAAUUCGAUGAUCGCAAGCGUCAACGGAAUCGGAUACUAAAAACGACUAAAGACCGAGCUGAGGCUGCUCCCCACGUGGAUCCUCUCAUUGGGCCCAGCCCAUCAAUAAUAUAACAAUGGGGCCUGUUGACGCGUUUGAAUGUUAUCUCGAGUCGUGCGCUUGCCAAUCGGCCCGAUACAUACAUAUAUUUCGUAAAUCCCUUUUCGUACUCCGAAAUCCGUGUUUUCUAUCAAUUGAUCAACAUAUUUGACUACGCCGAUCGCUCGUUACCAUCGAAUUACUCUUCUGUCUUGCUCUUGGCCAACUCCCUCCUACCCUGUGGUGGUUCCGCCUACUUCGGACAGUAGAGCAAGCGUGACUCUCAUUUUCAGAUUCUUUUCGCAACAUUGAGGACUUACAACAGCAUAUCAGGAUACAAUACCGCCAAAAUGUCUCAGGCGAACACCACCGACAUAAAAGAACAGCUGAGGGGGACGUGCCACGCCUACAUCGAUGGGAUAGACCCCGCAUACAACUAUGUGCCUUCUCUCGCUGCUGGCAUUGUCUUUUGCGUUCUUUUCGGCCUGACUAUGGCUGCACACACCGUCCAAUUCAUAUGGAAAAGGACAUGGUGGUGUGUAUUGUUUAGUAUUGGAGCUAUGGUCGAGGUUCUUGGUUGGGCUGCGCGGACCUGGUCUUCUCAGUGCCCAUACCAGAUGACCGCCUUCUUAAUGCAAAUUUCCACUCUUAUCAUCGCGCCAACCUUUUUCACAGCCGGUAUCUACGUCCUUCUCGGGCGUUUCAUCCAGCUACUCGGCCGCAAGUCAUCGAUACUUAGCCCCGCCCUGUACCUUUGGAUUUUCUGCACCUGCGAUAUCGUCUCCCUCGUCGUCCAGGCUAUUGGCGGUGGUAUGGCAUCCGCAGCAACCAACAAGGUGGACGGUAACACCAAGCCCGGCACCGAUGUGAUGGUCGUCGGCAUCGUCUUCCAAAUGGCAUCCAUCACCGUCUUCGUGUACUUUGCCUGCGACUUCUUGCUGCGUGUUAUGAGACAGAGGCUGUUACAGACAAUGCAAGGUUCAAUUACACCAUUGCUCGCCGCCAUGAUCUUUUCGGUUGUGUGCAUCUAUGCGCGAAGCAUCUAUCGUACCAUUGAGCUGUUGCAGGGCUGGUCAGGUUAUUUGAUUUCCCACGAAAAGUACUUUAUUGCCCUGGAUGGCGCGAUGAUGAUUCUUGCCGUCGGUGUCUUCAAUUUCGUCCAUCCCGGCUGGUUGAUGCCAAAGCAGAAGAAUGUCGAUGACUGGGAUGGCGUUGACUUGGGACCUGCCCAACCUCUGGAGGAAAGAUAAUCGGGAGUUCUUCUUCUUUUUCCCUUUGCUAUUGCUAUGUUUUGUACAAUGCUCCUUCUCCCAUCACGAUAGAUUAUACAUAGAGCCGGUAGUAUAUACCAAUUGAGCGUAAUAUUACUCUUUUU
Messenger RNA from Talaromyces proteolyticus, 1475 nucleotides. Its product is annotated as RTA1 like protein-domain-containing protein. Gene Ontology annotation, cellular component: fungal-type vacuole; plasma membrane. NCBI's taxonomy places the organism in Eukaryota, Fungi, Ascomycota, Eurotiomycetes, Eurotiales, Trichocomaceae. Bases 451 to 1350 code for a protein of 299 amino acids. The transcript has 3 exons. The record is from RefSeq and is a predicted model, not a curated record.